This is a messenger RNA of Cucurbitaria berberidis CBS 394.84, 2950 nucleotides long. Its product is annotated as Cullin-domain-containing protein. NCBI's taxonomy places the organism in Eukaryota, Fungi, Ascomycota, Dothideomycetes, Pleosporales, Cucurbitariaceae. Gene Ontology annotation, molecular function: ubiquitin protein ligase binding. The coding region runs from base 203 to 2704 and encodes 833 amino acids. The record is from RefSeq and is a predicted model, not a curated record. Gene Ontology annotation, biological process: ubiquitin-dependent protein catabolic process; protein ubiquitination. The transcript is spliced from 4 exons. Gene Ontology annotation, cellular component: Cul3-RING ubiquitin ligase complex.
CGGCUUUCCCUUCCCUUCACCACAAACAGACUCGCAUGGUUACGGCUACUGUUCUUCCACGUCUUUUACUUUCUCUGCUGUAUCGGUACGCUCCGGCCCAUCCUGACGACAAGACAUUUGCUCCGUUGUCGGCCAUAUUCACGCCCUCGAGCACUUGAGCGACUCUACCGCGAAACCAAAGGAAGGAAGGACCUAAGGCAAGAUGAUCGCAGGAAGGGGUCGGCAGCGCAUACGGCCACCACGCAGGGGCCUCCAUGGCGACGAGAUCGACUUUGAGAACACGUGGGCCACCAUCGAGGCUGCCUUUCGAGAGAUCCACACCAAGAACGCCUCGAAGCUAUCCUAUGAGGAGCUGUAUCGCCACGCCUACCGCAUCGUUUUGAAGAAGAAGGGCGAGAACCUAUACAAUAGGGUGCAUGAUUUCGAGCGGAACUGGCUGAGCAGCGAGGUCCGCGCAUCCAUCCAGCAGCUACUCUCGCCAAACCUCCUCGCGAAUGCGCAAAGCGUAGGCGGGACAACUACUAACGAGCGCCGUGUGGCAGGCGAGAAGUUCAUGAAGGGACUGAAGCAAGCAUGGGGUGACCAUCAAGUCUGCACGAGUAUGUUGGCAGACGUGCUAAUGUACAUGGAUCGCGUCUAUUGUGCAGACCAUCGACGGCCCUCCAUCUUCAACGCUGCCAUGGUUCUGUUCCGCGACGAGAUUCUCCACUCGCAGGUCUCCGAGGCCGACGCCCGCGCAAUCCUUGGCCUCCUGAACCACAUCAUCCUCGACCAGAUACAGAUGGAACGUGACGGCGACGUCAUUGACAAGCACCUCAUCAAGUCUUGUGUAUGGAUGCUCGAAGGUCUACACGAGGACGAGAUGGAGUCCGAAGAGCAGCGCCUGUACAACACUUCAUUCGAGAAGGAGUUCCUCGACACCAGUAGGACUUUUUACCGGAAUGAAUCGGAGCUCCUAUUGCGCGACUCCAAUGCAGGUGCAUAUUGCAAGCACGCACGGCGGCGAAUAUACGAGGAAGAUGAGCGCUGUAAACAGACGCUUCUGGAGAGCACCGGACCCAGGAUUCAGAAGGUGGUUGAGGACGAGCUCAUCAAGAACCGGAUACAUGAGCUGGUAGAGAUGGACAGUGGAGUGCGCUUCAUGAUCGACAAUGACAGGCUAGAGGAGCUAAAUUUGAUAUAUGAUUUGAAUAAGCGCGUAGACAAUAAAAAGACGGAGGCUACGCGAUCUAUUCAGAAGCGAAUCGUCGAUAUGGGCUCGGAUAUCAACAAUGACGCCAUCGCCGCAUCCCAGGCACCCGCCGCUGUACCCGUAGCCGACUCCGCAGACAAGGGCAAAGGUGCCACGCAAGAGAAGAGCCUCAACCAACAGACGAUCGCUGCGAUCAAAUGGGUAGAAGACGUGCUGUCCCUGAAAGACAAGUUCGACAAGAUUUGGAGAGAAUCGUUCGAAUCGGAUUCGCUGUUACAGCAGGCUCAGACGAGGAGUUUCGCCGAGUUCAUCAACUCGCCCACCUUCCCACGAUCCUCCGAGUACAUCUCACUCUUCAUCGACGAGAAUAUGAAGAAGGGCAUCAAAGGCAAGACUGAAAUGGAAAUCGACGCCGUCUUAGAAAAAGCCAUCAUCCUCUUGCGGUAUGUGCAAGAUAAGGACCUUUUCGAGCGCUACUAUAAGAAGCAUCUCUGCCGGCGUUUGUUGAUGAACAAGUCUAUCAGCAACGAAGUCGAGAAGCAGAUGAUCUCAAAGAUGAAGAUUGAACUUGGAAACAACUUCACGUUGAAGCUGGAAGCCAUGUUCAAAGAUAUGACUAUCUCCGAGGAGCUCACGGCUGGCUUCAAGAAGCAUGUUGAAGGGCUAGGCGAGAAAGAUCCAAAGCGCAUCGAACUAGCUAUCAACGUCCUGACAAGUAUGACAUGGCCCCUCGAGACUAUGGGCGGCGUUGCCGCCGACGAAGAGGACCAACGGCCAAGGUGCAAUUUCCCCCCUAUAGUGGAGAAGAUUAAACGCGGCUUUGAAAAGUUCUACAGCGAGAAACAUUCAGGACGACAACUCACCUGGCUUGCCAAUAUGGGCUCGGCGGACAUCAAGGCCGUAUUCCCAAAGGUACCACAGAAGGACGGGUCCUUCAAAGAGCGUCGACAUGAUCUCAACGUAUCGACUUACGGAAUGGUCAUUCUACUGCUGUUUAAUGAGCUGCGCACGAAUCAACACCUGACAUUUGAGGAAAUCCAAGCUCAGACCAACAUCCCACACAACGAUCUAGUCAGGAACCUCCAGUCGCUCGCUGUAGCGCCAAAGACGCGCAUCUUGAUCAAAGAGCCCAUGUCCAAGGAUGUAAAGCCCACCGACAGGUUUUCUUUCAACGAAGGUUUCAAUGGCAAGUUCGUUAAGAUCAAGGUUGGUGUUGUCAGUAGCGGAAACAAAGUUGAGAGCGAUCGCGAGCGACGAGAGACUGAGAAGAAGAACGAUGAUUCGCGACAGUUUUGUAUCGAGGCCGCCAUCGUAAGGAUCAUGAAGCAACGCAAAGAACUCUCCCACCAGCAACUGGUUAUGGAGACACUUGGCCAAUUGGCUGCACAGUUCAAGCCCGAGGUUAAUAUGAUCAAGAAGCGUAUCGAAUCUCUUAUUGAGCGUGAAUACCUUGAACGUGUGGAGGGAGUCAAGGAGGGAGUCAAGGUGGAUUCGUAUAGGUAUCUUGCCUGAAGGGGAGGCGUUGUUCAUCCAUCUACGGGCGUUUAGUGAGCAUUGAUUCAAUAUUUGGGUACAUGUCCACCGCGAAUGCAUAGCAUUGGCGUCAAGGGCCAGAUCAGGCGUUAUGAAGAUUCCUGCAUAGAUAUCCACCAGAUUUCAGAAUGAGCGCAAUUUCGGCAAACUUCUAGCAGAGCACGGUUUCUCGAGACAAGCCUGUCGCCCUUGGAGCCACUAUAUAACUUUGUGGCAAUCAUUAAU